UUUUUUUCCGGGGGGGGCAGAACAGUCCUGACACCUGAGGACUUGGGUAGUAGUCUCUCAGGAAAGGUUGUUCUUUCCCUGAUCAGGGAGUGUUACUUCCAUUUCCUAUAAAUUUUGUAAAUUUCUGUUUUUGAGGAUAGAUAUCUAAGCUUAGAUUUAGAUCUGAUCUUUUAUUUUUUGAACGGAAAAUUUCAAAAUUCAGUCUGAGAUGUAUGAAUUUCAUCACUUGCAGAGUUUUUGUCAUCACUGUAAUCAUCACUUUUUUUUAUUCAUGGGUGAUAACUUGAAGAAGGAAGAUCUCUCCACCAUCAAUUUCCUGUAACUUUUCCACGGAGAUUUUGUUUUUAGGAAAAACCCUUUUCUGGGUGGAGUUCUACGAAGGGGAUUGAGAAGAAUUUUAGGUUUUGGGUCUGUGAAUCAUUUUUUCUAUACGGAGAUUCUUAAGUCUUUUUGGCAGAUAUAGGCGGAGCUGUGGCUAGAUUGGAUGAUUUUCUUUUCAAGAUUUAAUUUGUAUAUAAGCUUGUUGAAUCGAGGCUUGGGAGGUUCCAGGCACCAGCUGUUGUAACUUGGUCUCCUUCACUUUUUCUUGUUUACCUGUUUUGGAGCUAUCGGUUUUCUUCCUUCAUCUUUGGGUGUUGAAGGAUGACUUAUUUCCCUGAAGAGGUUGUGGAUCAUGUGUUCAAUUUCCUCACGUCACACCGAGACAGGAAUGCGGUGUCUCUUGUCUGCAAGUGUUGGUAUAAGUUGGAGAGAUGGAGCAGACAAAGGGUUUUUGUAGGGAAUUGUUACGCCAUUAGUCCAGAGAGAUUAAUUGCGAGGUUUCCCAGGAUUAAGGCUCUUACGUUAAAAGGGAAGCCGCAUUUUGCCGAUUUCAGUCUAGUUCCUCAUGAUUGGGGUGGUUUCGUGCAUCCAUGGAUCGAGGCCAUGGCUAAGAGCUAUCCUGGGCUAGAGGAACUCAGGCUUAAGAGGAUGGUGGUCUUCGAUGAGAGCCUCGAGUUGCUUUCUCGUUCGUUUCCGAACUUCAAGUCUCUGGUUCUGGUUAGCUGUGAAGGAUUUACUACAGAUGGCCUUGCAUCUAUAGCUGCCAAUUGUAGGGUUCUUAGGGAGUUGGACUUGCAAGAAAUUGAGGUUGAGGAUCGCAGGGGACACUGGCUGAGCUGUUUUCCCGAUAGCUGCACGUCACUGGAAUCACUGAAUUUUUCAUGUCUUCAAGGAGAAGUGAAUUUGGGUGCUCUUGAGAGGCUUGUUGCGAGAAGUCCAAACCUCAAGAGUCUGAAGUUAAACCGGACAGUGCCACUUGGAACUCUCUACAAAAUCCUCAUGCGUGCACCUCAACUGGUGGACUUAGGCACAGGGUCUUGUGUUCAUGAGCCUUAUGCAGGGCACUACGUGAGGCUUAUGAAUGCUGUUCUCAAUUGUAAAUCAAUUAGGUGCUUGUCUGGGUUCUUGGAGGUUGCUCCUUGCUGCCUGCGUGCAAUUUACCCCCUUUGCUUGAACUUGACAUCCUUGAACUUGAGCUAUGCACCGGGUAUUCAGGGUAGUGAACUCAUGAAGUUGAUUCACCAUUGCAGGAAACUUCAACGAUUAUGGAUAUUGGAUUGUAUUGGAGAUGAAGGGCUAGUCGUUGUAGCUUCUACUUGUAAAGAACUGCAGGAACUGAGGGUGUUCCCAUCUGAUCCCGCUGGUGGGGGAAAUGCAGCUGUAACUGAAGAAGGACUCGUUGCCGUAUCUAUGGGUUGCCCUAAACUUCAUUCUUUGUUAUAUUUUUGCCACCAGAUGACAAAUGCAGCCCUCAUUACAGUAGCGAAGAACUGUCCCAAUUUCACCCGCUUCAGAUUGUGUAUCCUUGAUCCAAAGAAGCCUGAUCAUUUGACCCUGCAGCCGCUGGAUGAAGGAUUCGGGGCAAUUGUUCAGUCCUGCAAGGGCCUAAGGCGGUUGUCACUUUCUGGCCUUCUUACGGAUCAGGUUUUUCUUUACAUCGGAAUGUAUGCUGAGCGAUUAGAGAUGCUAUCAAUUGCAUUUGCUGGGGAUAGUGAUAAGGGAAUGCAAUUUGUUCUAAAUGGAUGCAAGAAUCUAAAGAAGCUGGAGAUACGGGAUAGCCCCUUUGGUGAUGUUGCACUUCUAACGGACAUAGGGAAGUAUGAAACAAUGCGAUCACUUUGGAUGUCGUCCUGUGAAGUUACUCUUGGAGGCUGCAAGACUCUUGGGAAGAAGAUGCCGAGACUCAAUGUAGAGAUCAUAAAUGAAUAUAAUCAGAUGAAACAGAGCUCCAAUGAGAGUCAGAGAGUGGAGAAGAUGUAUGUGUAUCGAACCUUGGAUGGACCUAGGCAGGAUGCACCCGGUUUUGUCUGGACUUUAUAAAUAUUAUUCAUUUGGUAUCUGUAGUAGCUACUGACAUCUAUAAUCUUCCUAGUGUAGUUGUUUUCUUAGUUGUACCCUAUGUAGAUAUUAAUGAUUUGAUGAUUUUUGAGAAACUCAA
Molecule: messenger RNA, 2479 nt
Organism: Macadamia integrifolia
Lineage: Eukaryota; Viridiplantae; Streptophyta; Magnoliopsida; Proteales; Proteaceae
Product: protein AUXIN SIGNALING F-BOX 2-like
Exons: 3
Coding region: 643-2361 (572 amino acids)
Biological process (GO): SCF-dependent proteasomal ubiquitin-dependent protein catabolic process
Cellular component (GO): SCF ubiquitin ligase complex
Molecular function (GO): protein binding
Source: RefSeq, a predicted model, not a curated record